Messenger RNA from Wickerhamiella sorbophila, 516 nucleotides. RefSeq lists its product as hypothetical. The coding region runs from base 1 to 516 and encodes 171 amino acids. The transcript has a single exon. Lineage: Eukaryota; Fungi; Ascomycota; Dipodascomycetes; Dipodascales; Trichomonascaceae. The record is from RefSeq and is a predicted model, not a curated record.
AUGGCUGCCAGUGAAUUUUCGAGCUUACCCCGACCUGAACAGGAGAAAUUGCUCUCGCUGCUGUUUGAACACAGCCAGGUGUUUUUGGACUACGUACUUCCAGUGUGCCAGGAGCCCGCGCAGUCGUGGGAAGAGCUCAUUGAGCGCAUCCGCGGCCAUCUCCGGACCAUGUUGAAGACGCCCGACGACGAACGCAUUCCAGGCAUAAUUGCCGCCCACCCGCGCCUGGGAGCCAAGAAGGUAGACUCUGCAUUGAGUCAGGCGGAGCAGGCGUCGCUGCAGACCGCCUCCGCGCGGGAAACAGAGCAGCUGGCGGAGCUCAACGCCGAGUACGAGCGAACCUUCCCGGGUCUGCGUUACGUAGUGUUUGUUGCCGGCCGUCCGCGCUCGGUUAUCAUGGACGACAUGCGUGAGCGCAUUGCCAAGAAAGACAUUGAGGCCGAGAAGCGUACAGCCUUUGACGCAAUGUGCGACAUUGCUCUCGACCGGGUCGCUGGCUUGGGAGACAAGAUUUGA